CCCAUUAUCCCACUUCAGCGUCCCUCACUAUGCUCUUAUAGACACUCACUCACUUCCAUCCAUCCUUAGCCGCCCUUCUCGCCCCGUUCAUCGUCCAAGCCUCAGUCUCUCGUCAACAGCGCUGCCACAUCAGAGAUCUCGGCCAGUGCGCGCUUGAACGAUGGCCUCAAUUGAGGUGGCUCCUUCACCCGCGAAAACCCCACAUCGACUCAGGGCCCUACCCAACUUCAAAGCGAUGCAGAUGCCGGUGGCCGAACGCUUUCGCCUGCAUGCUCCCCAUUCACGCGAAGUGGAAGCUGAUCCUGCGAAGGCGCCGCUUCCGGAAGCGAAUAAUGAAGUUGAGCCCCGGUCAGGGCCAACAUCGGCGCCGGUCAGCGAGCCUCUUCCUCGCCUUUCAAGCCUUGCAGCCAAUCACCACACCAUCAGUAUCCCAAAGGCAGCGCUGAUCCCCGUGUCUGCCACCGGCUCCCAGAAGCAUCACUCGCGCCACGCGACUAAUCAUGUACUUUUAACCAGGUCCUCGCUCCACGUGGGACCAAAUUUUCCUGCUCACAACGCAGAAGCGCAAGCGAAUGGCGCAUUCGAAGACGAUGAGGUGAAAGGCCAGUUCGAAGACGCCGUCGAAGGCCAGGAGAAUUGGCCGCGGUCUACAAGCUCACCGGAAGGCGUUCCAGAAGUAUCGGAUACCCCGAGGCCUCGCGAGGAAAGAGACAGCUUGGAUCUGCAGCUUCGGAGCGCCUCAAUCGCUUUACAGGAGCUUCGUGACAGCGUGGCUGAACGCCCGAAGCGCCAUUCCACUUCUGUUACAUCAGUGCGAACACCGCCGUCCUUACCCGUUCAAGCUUUAAGACGAUUCAGUGACGUGACCGUCGCCUCUUCUCCAUCGCUGCUGUAUGCUGAUACACCAACAUUUGCUCAUUGGAAAGCGGCUUUUAGAGCUCGUCGCGAGUCCUUGGCUGCUGCAGCAAUAGAGCCAAUGUCUCCCGAUUCAGAGCUGCCAGAGAGUACCACUGCUGCUCGCUCAAAGCAAGUCACGCCCGCCACCGAAGAGGCCGGGAGCCAUGUUCUGACAGAACGCCCGGCUCAAGCCGCUCUGAAUGCCCCGGCCUCAGCACACCAUGGCGUCGGCACGUCCACCCAUCACCCUCACAGGCGUACGGUGAUGCUGGACGCCGCCGAUCACGAGGAGGAGUUAGACGGUUCGGAAGGCACCUCAGCUGGCAAAAUCGGCCUUGUCACCACACAAAGCCCCAUAUUGCGAGGUCGACGACUCGUCCGCAAAUCCCCGACGGCGUCCAAGGCAGUCUUGUCGCCCCCCUCUGAUUUGCUCAAGACGAGCAUUCUCCGAAGAGCUGCUGGGCAAGCAGCUCAGUCUCCCAACAGUGCCGGGUUCGGCUUGGGUAUUUUUGUGGACGAGACGCGAGCAGCAACUCAUGGCAUGGGCGAUCAAGACUCUGGAUUGUCGGCACGCGCGGUCGACGCUGAAGCGGGUCUUCCUCGUUUCAACAACGAAGAGGCACACGCAUUAGACAAGAGGAGCCCUGUCAUAGUCCAAUCCCACGCGCCACACGCCCGAAGCGCCGAAAUUAGAGGGAGCGAAACAACGCUGACCAACAACAUGGACUAUGUGAAUGCAUCUGACCGCACUGUCGACGCGAAUAUCCCAACCCAUAGCUCGAGGACGUCCUCCCCGGACACGAUGAUGCACACAGGCGCACGGGGUCGUGCCACUCCUCUGGGUGGUGGCAGCAUGGUAAAGGUCGUGUCAUCUCACCAAAGAUCGGAGCAGAGGAGCCCGCGGAUGAACAUCGCUGCGCGUCAUUGGAAUGUGACUUCGUCUGCGGCCGCAGGCACAAGUGCAGCCAACGGAGCACAAAGUAAGAGGAAGUCAGUCGACUGCCCUGAGACCAAAAGCCCUGCACUCAAGAGCUGGACGUCAUCGUUGGCAAAAAGUGCGGCAACCCCGCCUUGGUCCUCUCCGCAGCCCACCGGAGCGAACAGCGCAUCCAGCACUCCUGCGAUAUCUCAAACGCCUGCCUUUACCAGCGCACCUGCAUCGCCCAUGCCGCAAAAUGCUGAACAGUCAUCAAGCAUGGCUGCGGAAACUACUGCACCGGCUUCAGGUGCACCCUUCAAUCCUCCGCCUGCCGAGCAGGCCAACGACGGGGACCGAGGAACGAAUUCUGGCGCUCCAAUGAACAUGCAGGCUGUCGUCGCCGCGAGCACGACUGGCGCAAUCCUGCUCAUCCUUGCUUGCCUCUGGGCUUUCUUUGCACGCAAACGCCGCACUCGUAGGCAACGGCACCUGUCAGUGGUCCUCAGGAAGUUUGUGACGAGCUCAGGUGCAGACGAGCACGGCGCAGUGUUCCUCGGAGACCAAAAGGCGGGACUUAAUCACUCCAGCUCCACGCUAGGAUCUGUGGAGAAGCCGGCUUCGUUCGACCGCGGCGAGCGUCAGGGCUGUCAGGAAUCUCCCGUUAAGAACUCGCAGGCGAUCGACAGCGUGGCUUACUUCAGCCAACAGCGUCCAAGCAUCGCGGAGCUCCACCCAACCAUCAUCAGUCCAUGGUUGCAGACAGGCGAAGAAUCGCUUGUCACUCAAAGAUUGUCCGCCGACCUUGCGAGAUCUGGUCUGGUGAGUGCAAGUCCUAGCAAGGAUGCGAGCUUCACCUGGCAGCACCCCACCCUCUCAUUGCCGCCUGCGGCCGCUCGCGCCAUGGUGACGAGCCACUACGUCAAGCGUCGCUCGGCUAUGCCUGAAAAACUUCAAGGCGAUGCUACGCCAUCGUCAGACAACACAGCUUCCGGCGUGAACGUAGCGGCUGGCCAGUGGCGCAGUGACGCGCAGGGCCAGCUCGUGUACACCGUCACGAAUCCAGAUGAUACUCUCGUAAGUGAGGCUUAUGCUUCCUCGGCAUACGUCGACCCCAGUCUGGCAGGGAGCAGCCCUGCUCGGAUCAGCAGACAAAUAUCUGCAGAGAGUCAGGUCACAGCCUUGGUUGGUGCUAUGCGACCACGUUCUGAAUCCAUGAGCGGUUCGGGCUCCCGAUCUGGAUCUGAGCGUGUGCCCUGGAUUGGUGCCUUGCUUCGCGGGCUGCCCCGCAACAGCACGUCCACGCCACCCCGCGCUCGCUUUAGCCUACCCGUGCGCCCCGCACCCAACAGUCUUUCAAGCCUGUCUUCACCCGCAACCCACGCAAUGUCAACCGCUUCUACACGCGACAACGCCUUGUUCAACAGCGAGCACACCAGCGGCAGCGAGACUGGCGACGUCCGAUUCGUGAGCGAAGUAUACGAUGCUCCGUCAGUAGCUGCCGCCAUGCUUUAUGAGAGCCCAACAACAGCGCGAAAUGUUGUGAGCAGCGCUGCUCGCGCUAGCGGCGUCCUCAUGAAAGGACGUACACGCUCCAGCACCAUCUCACACAACAAGGGAGCUGCGCCUUCACUUCUGGCACAAGAUAUGUCUCCGGUUCAAAACGUGGGCUCCACGCGCACAUCUCUCGUCCAGCUGCCCAACCCUAACCACGCAGCUAGCUUUGAGCUGCCUCGACCCAACAAGUUUACUUCGCCUAUGGUCGUCAUUUCGCGACCAGGCUCGGAGAUCAGGACCAACGGUAAACGCAUGUCGCUGUGGCGCACGAGCUUGUCUACGUGUCGAGAAAACAGCGUGGACAGUCUUUCGGAUGCUGCGGAGGGUACAAGCCAGGCGUCGCGCUCCCCCUUGCCCAGUCCCAUCUCAACGACACACACAGGCGGAACGUUUGGCGCAGCGUGGGCAGCUGCUCUGCCACCCCAAAGCGACUUCGACUCCAGCGAGGAUGACUUGCGUCAGGGCUACGAGGCUGGUGAGGAGACAGAUGGAGAUGCUGUGUCCUCUGCUCGCUUCAGCGCCCGCUACCUUAGCCAAGGGUCCAGAGCACGGAGUGAAAUGACCUAUGGCGGUAGCAACAGCGGAGAGUCAUCUGCCUCUAGCAUGCCAGCUACACCUACGAAGCUCAUCAUUGAUGAUCAGCUGCCUUCGCUGGCACAUAUCAAUAAGAGCAUCCCUUCACCGAACGGCGUGCACAAGCGCGCUCCACGUCUUCCGCCGAUGCCACUCAUCACGCUCACUCUUGAUGAUGGCCUUGUUCAGCGACCUAUCUCUUUAACCAGCGACUCGAGCUCCGACGUCGAACAUGAUCAAUUCGCGGUCGACAGAGCAGAAGUCCUUGCGGAGGCUGUAGCGGCGUCUUUCUGUCGCGACGAAAUCGAUCAAUUUACCCGCGAACCGGGCUUCCCGCGCGUCGACUCCGCAAGUCUCAAUAGGCCCCCUUCCGCCGUGACGCAGACGCGUCUAGCCCUCCGAACGUUUGGGACGGAAGACAGCCUGACGAGACGCAUGCUCGACGGCGAACCACCCGUCCUGCAGAGCGACGAUGAGGGUGAAGACGAGCAACGUGCUGGCACAAGCGGAUCUGCCCAGAGGGCCGCGUCCUUGCAAAAGCACACCUCGAUUCCGACCCAUGAUUCCAACAAGGCCACUGUGAGACGCUCGCGCGAGCUGUCGGAGGAAGGAUAUGGAUCCGAUUCUGCAGAAGGAUGCCUCGAGCACGAUGAUUUCCCCACCUUACCUGCCUGGACGCCCAUGCGCAGACCUGGGCAGUAAAUUCUGCCGAUACAGUUUAUAACCUCAUCAAUCUUUUCUAGUAUGCAGAUUCAGACCUCUACGAACGUCCAUCUGCGCACCGCGCAUUCCAUUAGUUGAUGGUUCUUCUACAUGUAGCUUGCUUGAGGCUCUUCCCGCCCUGUCAAUGCCUCUCUCGAUCAACACGUCGCGCGCAGACGUACUGUCCUUCGUUGUAACCCCAGUCCGACCUCGAUUCUGCUGAGUCUAAUCUCACCUACACACUCGUUUGCUGCUUCCACGCCUCCUUUACACCGAGAAG
This is a messenger RNA of Ceraceosorus guamensis, 4925 nucleotides long. RefSeq lists its product as hypothetical. The record is from RefSeq and is a predicted model, not a curated record. Lineage: Eukaryota; Fungi; Basidiomycota; Exobasidiomycetes; Ceraceosorales; Ceraceosoraceae. The coding region runs from base 161 to 4645 and encodes 1494 amino acids. The transcript has 3 exons.